Scutellospora calospora is the source of this 762-nucleotide messenger RNA. The record is from the annotation of a GenBank genome assembly. NCBI's taxonomy places the organism in Eukaryota, Fungi, Glomeromycota, Glomeromycetes, Diversisporales, Gigasporaceae.
AUGUUACACGCAUUAAGGUUACUGGUUCAUUCUGAUGGUCGAGAUAAAACUUUAAAAAUUAUUCAAUAUUUUGGAAAGAUUAUUCUUUGGCUUCAAGCUCGUAAAACAUCAUCCAAAUCUUCAAAAUAUGAUCAUUUCAUUAAUUCUGUUUUAUAUAUACUUAUUAGAGACAGAAAUGUUACACCUCGUUUAAAAGCUAUGACAUCUCAUUUUAGUACAACUCGUAAAAUAAUUCGUUUAGCACAUUUUUUAGAACCUUAUUCUGAUUUAUGUGAAUAUUAUAUUGGUGCACGUAGAAUUUCUUAUUCAUCAACUUCAUAUGAAAAAUUUGUUUAUUAUCUUGGUGUAGUAAAUGCUUUUUUGGGUUUAUGGAAUGAUAUAUUUGAUGAUUUAUAUUGUCUCGGUAAAAUUGAUAUAUUAGAUAAAUCUAUUGCUAAAUGGGCUGAACCUAUUGCGAUUAAACUUUGGUUUUUCAGUAUUUGUUUGGAUAUUCACGAAACUUCAUUUAAAAUCUGGCAAACAAGCAAGAAAAUUAAAAAGGUUAAUGAUAAUGAUGAUGAAUUAAACAAUGUUAAAUUGAAAUUAUAUUGGUUGAAUAUUAGUUUAGCUAAAUUACUUAUGGACUUUUUGUUCUGUGGAUACGAUUUCUUUGGACUUGAUUUCUCAGAUAGCGUGCAAGCGUUUUCUGGUUUUCUUGCUGGAAUUCUAAGUUUUCAUAAACUUUGGGUGAAGGAAACACAAAGAAUCAUGAUGAAAACUUAA